AUGGUCAAAAUCUCUAAACCGCUAGAUCGUGUUCCAAAUCUGCUUCGAAGAAAAGUGACCAAUUCGGAUAAACGCCACGUGAAACCCGUUCUGGGACGUCGCCAUCGGAAACCGGCUGCACAUCAACGACGGCCCAGGGAUGAUAACCGUAUAAGCGGUAGAAUAGUUUUGCUCGACGCAUGCAACAUCGGAUAUGGCCAUCCGAACCAGCGUGGUUUCUCGAUCGAAGGUCUUCGAAUUGCGAUUCAAUAUUUUUUGGAUCGAAAUUUGGAAACAUAUGCCAUGCUACCGAAAUUCCGACUAAAACCGGGCAAAUCUACGGAUUCUGGCUUACUGAAUAUAUUGUUCAAAAAUGGACGAUUGAUUACCACUCCGUGCAAGGAGUUUCCGGUACGGGCAAUGUGCUACGAUGAUCGGUUUAUGUUGGAGAUAGCAGCCCGAUUUAACUGUGCUGUUGUUUCCAAUGACCAAUACCGUGAUAUCAUGAACGAGAAACCAGAAUGGAGGGAGGUGGUUGAUACUCGAAGGAUUCCGUUUCAGUGGUAUGGAGAUACCUUUACAAUUUAG
Molecule: messenger RNA, 567 nt
Organism: Malaya genurostris
Lineage: Eukaryota; Metazoa; Arthropoda; Insecta; Diptera; Culicidae
Product: probable ribonuclease ZC3H12D
Exons: 1
Coding region: 1-567 (188 amino acids)
Cellular component (GO): cytoplasmic ribonucleoprotein granule; nucleus
Molecular function (GO): RNA endonuclease activity; mRNA binding
Source: RefSeq, a predicted model, not a curated record